Salvelinus namaycush (lake trout) is the source of this 1203-nucleotide messenger RNA. Its product is annotated as zinc finger protein 678-like. The transcript has 2 exons. Gene Ontology annotation, biological process: regulation of transcription by RNA polymerase II. The record is from RefSeq and is a predicted model, not a curated record. The annotation marks the transcript as partial. Gene Ontology annotation, molecular function: RNA polymerase II transcription regulatory region sequence-specific DNA binding; DNA-binding transcription factor activity, RNA polymerase II-specific. Lineage: Eukaryota; Metazoa; Chordata; Actinopteri; Salmoniformes; Salmonidae. Gene Ontology annotation, cellular component: nucleus.
CCAAACUUCGAGGAACCAAAGGUGUCCAAACCAGCAAGACGACACCUCUGCUCCCAAUGUGGAAAGAGUUUUAACCAGUUAGGAAGCCUGAAAGCUCAUGAGCGAAUACACACAGGGGAGUUGCCUUACCACUGCUCCCAGUGUGGAACUAGGUUUACCAGAUUAGGAAGCCUGAAAAGACAUGAGAGGAUACACACAGGAGCGAAGCCACACCAUUGCGCCCAGUGUGGAAAGAGUUUUAACAAGUUAGGAAACAUGAAAUCUCAUGAGCGAAUACACACAGGGGAGAAGCCUUACCACUGCUCCCAUUGUGGAAAGAGUUUUAGAGAGUCAGGAAACCUGAACGCUCAUAAGCGAAUACACACAGGGGAAAAGCCUUACCGCUGCUCCCACUGCGGAAAGCGUUUUAACCAUUCAGGAAAGCUGAAAGAACACGAGAGAAUACACACCGGGGAGAAGCCUUACCACUGCGCCCACUGUGGAAAGAGUUUUAACCGUCUAGGGGAUCUGAAACGGCAUGAGAGAAUACAUACAGGAGAGGAGCCUUACCACUGCUCCCAGUGUGGAAAGAGUUUUAAGGUUUUAGGAAACCUUAAAGCUCACGAGAGAAUACACACAGGGGAGAAGCCUUACCACUGCUCCCAUUGUGGAAAGAGUUUUAACGAUUCAGGUUACCUGAAAACUCAUGAGAGGAUACACACAGGGGAGAAGCCUUACCACUGCUCCCAGUGUGGAAAGAGUUUUAACCGUCUAGGGGUUCUGAAACGGCAUGAGAGAAUACAUACAGGAGAGGAGCCUUACCACUGCUCCCAGUGUGGAAAGAGUUUUAAGGUUUUAGGAAACCUUAAAGCUCAUGAGAGAAUACACACAGGGGAGAAGCCUUACCACUGCUCCCAGUGUGGAAAGAGUUUUAACCGUCUAGGGCAUCUGAAACGGCAUGAGAGAAUACACACAGGGGAGAAGCCUUACCACUGCUCCCGGUGUGGAAAGAGUUUUAACCGUCUAGGGCAUCUGAAACGGCAUGAGAGAAUACACACAGGGGAUAAGCCUUACCACUGCUCCCAGUGUGGAAAGAGUUUUAAGCUUAUAGGAAACCUGAAAGCUCACGAGAGAAUACACACAGGGGAGAAGCCUUACCACUGCUCCCAGUGUGGAAAGAGUUUUAAGCUUAUAGGAAACCUGAAAGCUCACGAGAGAAUACAC